Anopheles bellator is the source of this 10000-nucleotide messenger RNA. RefSeq lists its product as uncharacterized. Bases 87 to 8504 code for a protein of 2805 amino acids. The record is from RefSeq and is a predicted model, not a curated record. The transcript is spliced from 10 exons. Gene Ontology annotation, biological process: positive regulation of sodium ion transmembrane transporter activity; monoatomic ion homeostasis; positive regulation of potassium ion import across plasma membrane. NCBI's taxonomy places the organism in Eukaryota, Metazoa, Arthropoda, Insecta, Diptera, Culicidae. Gene Ontology annotation, cellular component: cytoplasm. Gene Ontology annotation, molecular function: protein serine/threonine kinase activity; chloride channel inhibitor activity; ATP binding.
UCAUCAAAAGCCAGUAGUCAGCAGCGUUUGCCGCGGUAACAUCUAGUACCUUAGAGAAGAGAGUAUGUUGCAAUAAUGCCGUACAAAUGGGAGCAUCAAAAAGAUCAUGUUUUGGAAGAAGCAAUUCGGUCCAAGCACCUGUAAACAACAGUAGCAAUCAAGACGUACAGCAGAGUACGAGAACCAACAGCCAACAGAUCAGCUAUCGCACAAGAAGGUUGCGCUCUGCUAGUCAAUCGACAUCGACGUCCAAUUUGAACAGUAUCAAUAACAACGGUAGUGGAAGUGGCGGUGGUAGCAGCAACGUUGCCGGAAGCUCCUGCACUGGUGGUGGUAAUAUAGUAUCGCCAGCCUACAGCAGUGGCCACAACAGUAACUUUUUCAACAACAACACUAUCACGUAUAACCACAACAACUGCAGCACAUUGCGGCACCAACGGCAUCAUCAUCAGCAGCAGCAGCAUCACCACCAUAUUAAUAAUACACGGUCGAGUACUUCCGGUACAAGCUCAACGGCAGUCACGACGGGGGCUUUAAUUUCAAGAGUGUUUGAUCACAGCAACAGCAGUGGUACCGCCGGCAGCCUCACUACUACCAACGCCACUUCAGCUAUAACGCCGGCCUCUGGAACGGAAGGAGCCAUUACUGUCGCAAGCACUGCAACCAUUGCCACCGCUGGAGGCAGCAGACCCGGAAGUCAACAUCGGCGUGCGUCGCCCGGCGAUAAAAAAUCGCAGACACAGAGCAAAAACGAUGAUAAAAUGGAUGAGAGAAAACAAUCGCAACAUAAAACCACGGGGAAGCAGCAACACCCUCGCGAUCAGCAGCGCGAUACAACGCCGACCAGUAGAAAGAAUCGGAAAGAAGCUGAACCGUCUGCCAUUGAAUCGUCACCAAAGAAACGUAACCUGUCGCAGCAACGUCGAUCGAUGACUGCUGCCAGUGUCCAGCAAGCAGCACAAGUGGCGCAAGUUGCGCAGAAAUUAGCUAUGGAAGAAGUGUCACAAUCAACAGCCUCCACCACCACCGUCACGAUGGAAGAUCCUGUAGGCGAGUGCGAAACAGAGCAUUCGGCUUGCGUGGAAGAUAAGGGCAUAAUCGAAGAUCAUGAUCCUCAAUCGGCCAUCAUUACGUCGCCUACGAAGGAGAGUGGCGAAGAAGUUGCACUAGAUGCGUCAUCAACCGAGAAGAAGACCGACAUCGAAGCCAUUAGCGGCAAGGAAGAGAUGGACACCAAAGAGGCACGUAGAUCACAGGCCCUUACCAAUGAUUCCGGGAUUGAUGGCGAGCAGCAGACGGAGACCCUUUCCAACCAUCACUUGGAGGAAAAUGGUGCGUUUGACCAGGGGCCGGCGGAUGAAAAUGCCAUCGCAGAGGACGGAGCAGAGGUGCAGGAGCGACGAAAGCACGAUGACGGCAGCUCGUGCGAGACGGACGGGUCACAAAAUCGCACCAUUUUGCGCUUCGUCCGCAAAAGCCUCGAGAAUACCGGCAUGUCGGUGAUGUAUUCGAAAAACUUUAUCGAAAAUGAAACGAUCGAGACGGAGUACCCUCGGAAUUUAGAUGACAACAUCGAAAUACUGAGCCGGGAGGCCGAAAAUCUGGCUAUGCAGUUUAAACCAUCCGAGGAAAAGUUGGUGCAGUAUGGGCCAAUCUUUGAUCUGGAGAAGUUCGAAGAGCAACGCAAGCAGCAGAAAAAGGAAGACGACGAGGACGAAGCGAUAGGCAUCUCACCGUGUGGACGCUUCCUGAAGUACGACAAGGAGGUUGGCAGGGGAUCCUUCAAAACCGUGUACCGUGGCCUGGACACGCAGACUGGUGUGGCCGUGGCUUGGUGUGAGUUGCUGGAGAAAAAGGUGAACCGUGUGGAACGGGCUCGGUUUCGGGAAGAGGCGGAAAUGCUGAAAAAGCUACAGCAUCCAAACAUUGUGCGAUUUUACAACUACUGGGAAUCGGCGCCGACAGCGGGCAAUAAAAAGAAAAACAUUGUACUGGUCACCGAGCUGAUGCUGUCCGGCACGUUAAAAUCUUAUUUGCGACGAUUUAAGAAAAUUAAUCCCAAAGUACUGAAAUCCUGGUGCCGGCAGAUUUUGAAGGGAUUGCAUUUCCUGCACUCGCGCACACCGCCAAUCAUUCAUCGUGAUCUGAAAUGUGAUAAUAUUUUUAUAACCGGAACGACAGGGAGUGUUAAGAUAGGUGAUCUAGGGUUAGCCACGUUAAAGAACCGCAGCUUCGCAAAGUCGGUCAUUGGCACGCCGGAGUUUAUGGCCCCGGAAAUGUACGAGGAGCACUAUGACGAGGCGGUCGAUGUGUACGCUUUCGGUAUGUGUAUGCUGGAGAUGGCCACUUCUGAGUAUCCCUACAACGAGUGCAAUACGCCAGCGCAGAUCUACAAAAAGGUUACGUCCGGCGUGAAACCGCAAAGUCUGGAGAAGGUGGAGAAUCCGGAGGUCCGCGAGAUCAUCGAACGCUGCAUUCACGACAAGAAAGAAGGGCGUCCGACGUGCAAGGAGCUGCUGAAUUUUGAAUUUUUCUGCGAAGACAUCGGCAUUCGGUUGGAACCGAUGUCGAAGGAAUCGUUUCUGGCGAACCCUGACAAUGUGAGGAUGGAGUUUCGAUUGCGCAUCAUGGACCCGAAGAAGCGUGUCAACAAGCACAAGGAAAACGAGGCAAUUCAGUUCGAUUUCGAUAUUCGAGUGGACGAUGCGGACGAAAUUGCCAACGAAAUGUACAAGUCUGGCAUUCUGAUGGAAGACGACUCGAAGACGGUUGCCAAAAUCCUCAAGGUGCAGAUUCAGACGCUCCUGAAGGAGCGCGAAGAACGCGCCCGGCAGUUGCAAGUGGAACAGGAAAAGGAAGCACUGCAGAAGCAAGCGUUUCUGGCGCAGCAACUCUAUAUGCAGCAGCAGCUGCAGCAGCAAAUGGAGAACGAUCUGCAGGUGACCGAGCUUCAGGUACCGCAGUUCCCGAACCAGCAGGCUGCCGUUCCGGCGAGCGCUCAACAACCACCGCAAUCGCAACCGCAACCGCAACCGCACCCACAGCAGCAGCAGCAGGUUCCACAGGCAUACUACCAACCUGCAUCGCUUCCCGCAUCCCAAGCACAGCAAAUCAUAUACCAACAACAAAUAUCGGCACCGGUGGGUAAUGAACAGCUACAAGCGGGCUACCACCAGCCACAACCACAGCAAAUAGCGGGACAGUACGUCAUGGGCCAACAGAUUCCCCUGCAACAACCCCAACAGCAGCAGCAGCAGCAAUCACAGCAGCAACAGUUCCUUAAUCAAAUGGCUGCAGCUCCACAACAGCAACAAAACUUCUUACAACAACAAGUAUUUCUUGAUGGACAACAGCAACAGUAUCUGCAGUCGAUUCAGCAGCUUCAGCAGCAGCUGCAACAGCAACAACAAAAUCAACCUACUCAAGGUCAAUCGCAAGGAACGAACGUGCAGUACAUGAACCAGAUCGGGACUCAGCAGCAACUGGUGCACCAGUUUUUCCAGCUGCAGCAACAACACUUUGCGAUGAUGCAACAACAGCAACAUCAACAACAAGCAGAACUGCAAGAGCAGAUUGCUACACUUGAGCAACAAUUGCAGGGUAUUAUACCCAUACAUAAUCAAAUUCAGGCCAUGCAGCAACAACAGCUGCAGCAGCAGCAGCAGCAGCAGCAACAACAGCAGCAGCAGCAGCAGCAGCAGCAGCAACAGCAACAGCAACAGCAGCAGCAACAAAUUUAUGUGCAGCAACAACCCCAGCCGCAAGUGAAUUUAAUGCAGGGACAAUCCCUGCAAGCUGCAUCGUCGCAACCAAUGUACAUGCCUGCGCAGCACAAUAAUUCCGAUCCUUUGAUACAACUGCACCAGUCGAUGCCCGCACCCCAACCGCAACCAGGAUCUUCUUUGACCAUGCCUCAUCAGCAACCACAACCAGUCGCCACGCCACUUCCUCAAUCCCAGCCGGCUUUGCAGCAGCAACCGUUCGUUAAGCAACAAACGCCACCGAUGGUGCUACCAGCACACCAUCUCCAAUCCACCCCGCAGCCUACACAAACCACUCAGACAACGCAGACAAUGCCGAUGCAGGUGGGGUCGCAGGCUUCCCCGGGCACCCUGGCAUCCCAGCAACCUACUGCAGUCCAACCGGUGACCCAAGUGCCACAAGAAGUUAUGUCCGUAAGCAACUCCAUCGCGAUGGCGCUUUCGAAUGAGAGCAUUCAACUUCAGCAGCAACCGCAACAACAAUCGCAACAACAACCGCAACCGCAGCCGCAGCCAAUACAAGACGCCCAACAGCAGCCGCCUCCGAUAGCUACCGUAAUGAAUCCGUCGAUUCCGGCCAUCGGAAACGGAUCUUUGGCAGCAAGUACGGCGGCAGCUCCAUCAACGAUCGCAACGCCGAACCAGGCAACAGCACAGCAGGAUCAGGCAACUCCCGUUGCCGUUCCGUCCGCACAGACCGCCCUUCCGAAGCGGCUCACAAAUGAAAUGAAGAAGCGGCGUAACCAUCGUUCAACCGAGCGCAGUCCGAAGCUACACGUGCUCGGCUACGAAAACAACAUCAUUGAGUGCGAGAUGGAAAACCGCCCGAAAACGAUCAAAUUCAAGUUCGACCCGAAUAACGUAAACCCGGUCGAGGUGGCGCAGGAUCUUGUCUCGAAAGAUCUUCUCAGCGAGUCACAAACAAUGAUAUUUAUCGAAAUGGUGCGCGACAUACAGCGACAGUUGAAAGAAAACCCGAACCAGCUGCCAGUCGCAUCGCAGUGCUACCGGCGGUCAACGGAAAAGGUGCGCCACGCGUCUCUAACACGUCAACGUUCGAACUUUAAAACACACCAGAGACACAGAUCUCGUGAUGAGACAUCAACAACAGCAGCGAACUUUACGCACAUCUUCGACCCAACCAUCAUCGAUCGGCAAGCCCUGGCUACGGGCGUGUCGAGUACGACCACGUCGUCCACAUCUUCCUCACCAUUGUCCCAGCAGCAGCCAUCGUCCGCAAUCAGCACAUUGCAGACGAAUGGCGAAGUCGGACCACCGUCAGGAGGAGUGCCCACCAAUGCCACGGAAAAUGCCGAUAAUGCGCCAUCGCUCUCGGAAGCAACCAUUCAAAGCUACGAAUGCAACGACGCGGACACAGGCGAUGAGCUGCUGGCCACCGUCACGGGCGUUUCGACCAUGGUGGACGACGGUACGAACGACAACAACAGUAGCUGUGAUGAAAACUCUCGCAAAGCCAGCACGGUCAGCACAGAGUAUACUUCGCACGAGAAUACGCCGGAAAACACGAUCACCUCCGGAAACAAUAUGAACCUGUUGCAGCAGCAUCUACACUUUGGUCCGGAACAGGAUCAGGGUGUAGGCUGCGGCAGCAUCGAGCAACAGCCGGAAACUACGACCGGGCAACUGGGGCCCGACGAUCAACAGCUUCGUCAAUCAGGUGUUUCUACUACAGUGCCAUCAGCAGCAAGUGGCAGCGACGAAGCGAGUCAGCCUGUCUGCCCCACGGACCCACUUGUGGAAACUUCUAGUCAAAGUACACAUGAACCGAUGGCCGACGCGAACACACGGGAACAGCUAAAUCUCGGCGAUGGCUCGAUGGAAACGAAAUCGGACACGGUAGCAACGGAGCAGAGCAAAACACCCGUAACCCCGCUGUUGAAGGAACGUAAAAUGUCCCGCUUCUCGGUGACGCCCGUUGUACUGCCCGUCACCUUGGCUGAAGAGCAGCAGCAGAAUGAAGUAGUGUCGGUGGUGGACUCUCCAAAGCCUCCCCCGGCUGACGCCGGCUUAGUAGAGACGUUGAACCAAGAGGCAGCAACCACGACGGACACUGCCGAUUCUGUCCUCCAACCGAUGGACCUCCAGCAACAGCAAUUAGUGCAGGCAAAUGCCCUCAAUGAUUCCCUUCUUGUGCAGCAACAGCAACUGAAUGAAGCCCUUCUUCAACAACAGCAAGCCAAUGCGUACAAUGAGGCCUUACUUCAGCAACAACAGUAUCUUCAACAACACACGAUCGAUGUGGCUUUCCAGCAGCAACAGUAUCAACAAGAGCUGGCGAUACAACAGGCCCUGCUGCAGCAGCAGCACCUGCAAUUUCAGCAACAGCAGGCCCCUGGUCUGACCAUGAUGGCGGCCAGCGAAGCCGUCGCACAAGCUGAGUAUGACCUUCAACAACAGUACUAUCAACAGCAGCAACAAUUUCAACAGCAGCAGCAAUACCAACAGCAUUUGCAACAACACGCCCAGCAGCAGCAGCAGCAGCAACUGUUACUACAACAGCAGCAGCAACAGCAACCGUUACAAUUCCCUCAACCAAACGCUGCCAACCCUCCGCCCGGCAGUGGUUUCAUGUCCGCCCAGACAUCCAUCGAUCAAGGGUCACGUGAUUCACUGCCAAGCCGUAUGCCGGAAACGUUAGAGCAACUCAAAAUCGGGCUCGAAAGUAUAACGCACGUGCACGUAAACACAAACAAAUCGAGUGCUAGCGGUGGAGGUUCCGCAAGUCUCUCAUCGCAGGCCAGCGCCACGGCGUUAUCCGCAAUGGUUUCGCCACAUCCAUCGCAGUAUCCGAUGCAGCCAGGAAUGGGCGAAGCGCUGCAGCAGCAGCAGCAGCCACCGCAGCAGGUUGUGUUUUAUCAAUCUCAAGAAUACAUCAUAUCGGAUCCGACGAGCGGUGGCGGAGUUCCGGCGGAGCAGCUAAUGGAACAAAACCGACCACAAGAAUACGUGGUCGAAGGGGCAACCUAUGCAGCGGUGGUGGCAGGGGACUUCCAAACGCAGGCAAUUCAGCAACAGCAACAGCAACAGUCUACCGUUGGUGGAGUACAACCGACGUACGCAUCGAGGCGCACUUCGGCAGAACUUUCUGCUACGGUAAUGACCGAUGGCAUCGAACCUGUUGUUGAUCUACCGGGGGCCGAUGCACCGCCACUGCAACCGAAUACGAACACUGGUAGUGGCAACGGCAGCGACGCUGGUACGCCAAAUGCAAUAACGCAGCCCCGGGAGCAGGACAAGCGGCUUUCAAACCAAGGCAGUGUUGAUCGCAUCGAUAGCUCCGGAGCACACGCGUCGCUUACUGGUUUGCAGCUUAAACUAUCGCAACUGUCGGUUAGCGCAGAUUCGUCCAAACCGCUCACUGCAAUCGUAGAUCCACAGUCGCUGCACGUACAGCCCAGGCAUCAGCUCGCGGUCGCCACUAGUCCCUCGGUCGAACAGCAAACGGAACCCAAGUUUCCGAACGAUGCUAAACCGUUGAUACGCAAAGUGUCCCGGUUUCAGGUGCAAACCGUUCAAGAAUCUCCUCGUGCAACAGAACCACUCCCGGAAGCUUCUUCGCAACCACAGCAAGGAAGUGUUGCUGCGGUCAGCAACAACAGCGGUGAACCUCAACUAGCUGCAUUGGCACAACCAAUCGUUGACACUCAGCAUCGUGCGGCUUACUCUUCACCGACGGAUGAAAAGUCUUGCCAAACGUUUCCGGGGCCGCAGUUAGCAACUGGCAUAACGGCUGGUGGUGGUGGGGGGUUGGUUUGUGAAGUACCCACCACCAACGACCUGGAAGCCAAGCUAAACCAGGUCAUCCCAAAGACACCGAACCUAGAACUGGCAGCGCCAAGCUUUAACAUCACCACCCCUAUUCAGCAAACCCAAACAAUUCAGCAGCAACUACCGCCCCAAACACAGCCGGCGUACGGUUUGCCGUCGGUUCCGGUGCAGCACAUGCCGCAGACUCAGCUGCCGAAUCCAAUUCCUAUGCCAGUCAAUGCUAACAAUGGAUCGCAGCUUCCGAUGGAUGGGGGAUCGGCCGUGUAUGGUACGCUACCCACACAGCAGCAGCCGCCACAGCCCAACACACAAGCGCCUCAGCAACCCCUACCGGAACCAUCGUUCAACAACGCGGACAUUGGGCAGAACUUGGUUGCUAUUCAGAAUCAUCUAUGCGCGCUCCAGCUGAUGUCCAGUGCUCGGCAGCAACUGCAGCUGCUGCUGCAGCGGCAGCACAUUGAGCACGAGGAACUAAAACUACGCCAUUUUCUCGAACUGGAGAAGUUUCUCAAGCAGCAGAAAGAAGAAAUGAAACCGCCAGCAGCUGUUCCUGCUCCUGCUGCCGCCGCCGCAGCCGCUGCCACGGUGCCUGCGCCACAGCAAAUGAUCUCCACACCACCGCAAAUUGCUCCCACAGCCAGUCAGCACGCAUCGUCUCUUUCCUGCUCCAUUCUGGCGAAUGGCAGCAUGAUCACAGAAUUGUCCUCUCCUACGAUACCUCCAAAUCGAGGAAUGGGCUUCGACAUGAGCUCCGUUGGACCACCAGUAGCUGGCGGGGUUUCGUCGUACGGCAGCUACACCAGUAGCGCAACGGAAACCGAUCAGGAAGUUGCGAAUCUGACCGCGGCCGCUAGUAUGGAAGCGAUGGUGAUAAUACAGCAGCAACAGCAGCAGCAGCAGCAGCAGCAGCAGCAGCAGCUUCAGCAGCACCAACAGUAUCACCAACAGCAGUAAUUACAAGGUGUGUUGAUGGACUCUAUCUUCUUCGCGUGUAUAUAUUUUGUUAACAACCAGAGGAAGCAGUCCGCCGCACGCGCCUUUGUCGUGCCAGCGAUGUAGGAUGUUUCCAUUUGGCCGUUUCAACUAAUGAUGUAAUAUCCACAGUAACCUGAUGACACCUAAGGAUGAUGUCAGCUUUUGUAGUUUUGUGGGUUGAUGCAAUCUGCGGACUCUCCAUCGAGCAACGAUCUCAUUCCACAUGUUCCACAAUCGGCCGGUAGUCUUCAGAGGUUGAGCGACAACCUUAUGCCAAGAGCACCUUAUGAUCCACAGCAUCCUUGUGAACCACCUUGACCACACCAUCCUUCCGGGAGCGUAUCCUGCACAGAAACCAUAGUUUGAAGCCGUCGGCAGUGAAGGGUGUGAUGUUUAAAAACCGAAAUGCGCGCCCAAACGGCACCAAUACUAUACCGGGUCGAGUAUCGAUACUCUUGAACGGCUAAAAGGGACGGAAGGAGCCAAAUAAAACGAAAACAGAGGAAAAGAGCAAACGGAAACUAAAUGUUGACCCCUUAGCAAAGGGAAUAGUCGAACACGUAUAUAAAUUUCACAUAUAUGAGCAUAUGUUUUAACGUAUACUAUAACGCUAGAGUAGCUUUGCUGCGGAUUGGCCUUUACAACUCACGGCUAACGUUCCAUUCUUACGACAGGCGCCCGCCACGGCCCCGUCGCUCGCAGUACACAGUAAAGUAUGCGCAUAGGGAAAGGCUAGCUGUCGCGUAGAAAAGACUGGUGUGUAUGUGCGUGCGAGUUUGUAUGUAUGCGUGCGUGCGUGAGUGUGCUAUUACCAAAAUUCAAGAACGCGCACCAAUGGCCGUUUAUCACAAAACACAAUACCCCCCCCAGAGAUACUCGUCGCUGUGUUGCACAUUCUAGUAAUGUGCGCGGACGGAGGCUUUUGGAUCGCUUCGUCGCAUGUUCUGGUUCUUUUUAAAUCUGCUCCCUCAGCCUGGUAAGGAAUUCAGGAACACGAAAUAUUGGUUAGAGCGAGCUCUCCAGUCGGUCCCCGUCACACGUGCGUUCUAUUUGAGAAGUAGCUGUGAAUUAAUCACCUCGAUUUUCGUAGAAACGAAUCAAUCGCAAAACAACAUGAGCAGAAAGGGCGUCCUGGCCGCGACAGAAAGACAGAUUGACGAUGAAUCGCCCCGAAUGAUGGUAAGCCGCUUGUUAUGACGAUCCUUGUUAACGGAGCAAACUAAACGUGAUUUGACAGCGUUGUAUUGUGACGAGACGGAAAAUAAAGAUAGUAACCGAUGAGAGCUGUUGCGGACAGCGACGCGGCAAGAGUACGGCGUCGUGUGAUGCUGGCAAUUGAACAAUAGGAUCGAAUAGACCGCGAAAUGCGCUGUGGCUGGGCGGCCAAAAGUCCAAAACUGAUAAGGUGGCAUUCAAAUUUAUUGUGUAUUAUAUUCUAUUCGAUACUAUUAAGAUAUUAAAUAUCUAUUCGAAAA